ACACACACACACACACACACACACACACAUAUUCAACCAGCAUCUGCUUCACACCUUCCACUCGCGUCUCAUUCCUCAUUCUCCAUCCUAUCCUUUGAUCGAUUCAUCCAUACCCCUCCACUUCAUUUCACUCGCCAGUCAAGAAAACACGCCUUAGCCCAUCAUGUCGAUUAUGGAGUAUAACGGAGGUGCGGUGGUGGCCAUGGUUGGCAAGAACUGCGUGGCCAUUGCCUGCGACAAACGCCUCGGUGUCCAGGCCAUGACCAUCUCGACCGAUUUCAAAAAGACUUUUCAGGUCACCCCAAAGACAUAUAUCGGACUCCCCGGUCUCGCCACGGAUGUCCAGACUCUGGCAGAAAAGUUUCGAUUCAAGGUCAACAUGUACAGAUUGAAGGAAGAGCGCGAAAUCGAACCCAGAACCUUGGCCCAUCUCGUCUCUUCGACGCUCUAUGAACGACGAUUCGGCCCUUGGUUUGUAGAGCCAGUGGUUGCAGGAUUGGACAAGGAGAACAGGCCAUUCAUUUGCUCGACAGAUCUGAUCGGAUGCAUCAACUUUGCAAAGGACUUUGUCGUCUCUGGAACCACUUCCGACCAGUUGUACGGAAUGUGCGAGUCCCUCUGGGAGCCCGACCUGGAACCUGAGGACUUGUUCGAGACUAUCUCGCAGGCGUUGAUGAACGCUGUCGACCGCGACUGUUUGAGUGGUUGGGGAGCAGAGGUCACUGUCAUUACGCCCGAGAAGGUCAUCACUCGCACGCUCAGAAGUCGUCAGGACUAAACCUGUUGUCAUUGGGAUAUAUGUGCGGUCGACGAGGGGCUCAUAAAGAGAAUUUAUUACAGGACAAUAAAAAUGAUGAAAAAACAAGAGACCCAGCUAUGAUAUAUCCAUUCGACGUAUAUCCAAGGGAGACCAGAAUCCAAGCGACAGAGCUGGUGACAAUGUGCAUCAUUUAGAGAUGAAAAUGAUUGUGUUAUUACAGACGAUAUGAUUAAAAAAGUAUUGUGGGUGUGGCUAUGGCUAUGGCUAUGGCUAUGGCUGCACGAUGGUAUGCUGCACCGA
This is a messenger RNA of Gamsiella multidivaricata, 1060 nucleotides long. Its product is annotated as nucleophile aminohydrolase. The coding region runs from base 164 to 778 and encodes 204 amino acids. The transcript has 7 exons. The record is from RefSeq and is a predicted model, not a curated record. Gene Ontology annotation, biological process: proteasome-mediated ubiquitin-dependent protein catabolic process. Gene Ontology annotation, cellular component: proteasome core complex, beta-subunit complex; proteasome core complex. NCBI's taxonomy places the organism in Eukaryota, Fungi, Mortierellomycota, Mortierellomycetes, Mortierellales, Mortierellaceae.